Messenger RNA from Biomphalaria glabrata, 3792 nucleotides. RefSeq names its product BTB/POZ domain-containing protein 19-like. Gene Ontology annotation, biological process: proteasome-mediated ubiquitin-dependent protein catabolic process; regulation of proteolysis. Gene Ontology annotation, molecular function: ubiquitin protein ligase binding. The record is from RefSeq and is a predicted model, not a curated record. The transcript has 9 exons. Gene Ontology annotation, cellular component: cytoplasm. The coding region runs from base 1110 to 2111 and encodes 333 amino acids. Lineage: Eukaryota; Metazoa; Mollusca; Gastropoda; Planorbidae.
UUGUAUAUAGAUCUAAAUCUAGUCUAACGUGAGACGCGAAAUAAAUCAUUAAUUAUUUUAGAUAUGCAUUUAAAAUAUUAAAUACACAGUAAAUAUUUAAGUUAUCUAAGUUUAUUUAAACCGAAGUUUGUGUUUUUUUUUUAAUUUAAAAUAUUUUAUAUUGAUAUUUAUAUAUUAUAUAUAUAGGCCUACAGUGCUUUUAAAGUAGGCGCUGGUAGGCCAACUCAGGGAUGGAUUGCCUAACUUUUAAUUACUAAUAAAUUAAUAAUAAACGUUAAAAUACAAGAAAAGUUGCCUAAUAACUUUUCCCCACAUUGAAAAAGGUGCCGGUACGCCUUACCGGUGCGUACCGUCACAAAAAAGCACUGAUUAUAGACCUAUAUAUGUAGGCCCUGUAGUGUAGGGUAAAACUUCCCAUCGAAGGCCCCUAGAUUCUAGAUGUAGAUCUACCGGUAGGCCUUCUUCAUAUAAUUUAAGAUUCCAAAUAGACUGGCUGUAAAAAAAAUAAUUAAAUAAAACACCCUAUAUAUGCUCAACAUGCAUAAAUAACUACUACUAGACCAGAUCUAUUCAUCAUCUAGUUCAGUGUUUCCCAAAGUGGGGUACGGGAACAGUUUGGAGGGGGUAUGCGUUGCACAUCAUUAACUAUGCUAAUUUUUUUAAAAAAUACCCUUUUAGUAUGUCCAUAAUAUUCAAAAACAGAACCUAAUAAAAUACCAAGAAAGACACAAAUAAAGGCAUAUUUCUUGUUCCAUAUGCUAGGACAAAUUUGUACUAAUGCUCCUAUUUUUAGAGCAUGGGAUGGGUUGCCUGAAUCAGCCAGGAAAACCAAUGACUAGGCAGAGUUUAAAUGACUGAUUAACAUGCAUGACUAGAUUGACAUAAAAAACAAGUGUAGGACAUAACAUCUUUUUUUGAAGUAGGCCCUAAUGUCUGUAUUUUAUAAGAUUAAGCAGUACCCCUUUUGGGGUACCAACAGGAACAGAAUUCAUUGCAAUGACAGGGAUAGAGAAGCUCAACAGCUAUUUAUAAUCCACACACUAUUCCUCAAGCCUAGUCUUAGGAUAAGGAGCUCUGAGGAAACAGAGUUUUAGCUGGUAGAGAUCAUCAUGAGGCAGUGGGCCUCAAAAGUGAUCAAAUUUUCAUCUCAGUAUAAUAACUCAAGUUGGAGUGCAGAGCAAAUUUUGGGACCUCCAAAAGUUUAUCCACAAUAUGGAGACAUACAAGGUGCAUGGGCCUCAGCAUCGAUUGAUAGCCUUCAAUUUAUUGAGUUAGAAUAUGAGAAAGCUGUUCUCCCAGAAUCUAUUAACAUUUAUGAAACAUACAAUGCUGGAGCUACAGUUGCUGUCAAGGUUAUGAAUCCAUUUAACCAAUGGGAAGUUCUCUGGAGCACCACGGCCGUAGAAAAUAUCACAUCAAGCAGAAUAUUUUCACCUCCUCUCAAAGAAGUGAAAUUUGCUACCAACAAAGUAAGAUUAGAGGUUAACUGCACUGUGGCUGCUAGUUGGUGUGAAAUUGAUGCUGUUGAGUUCAUUGGCCAGGAGAAAGCAGGUUUAAUAUUAGAUGACAAAUCCUACACUGAUGCAAUGAGAAGUAUUAUUAAUAAUUCAACAUACAGUGAUGUCAAACUUGUGCUGAACAAUGAAACUGCCUAUGCACACAAGUCAAUUUUGGCAGCCAGGUCAACAUUUUUUUCACAAAAAUUUGAACAAUACACAACAGAUUUAAUUGAAUUGAAUCUGUCUAUUUCUUAUGAUGAUCUGUUAGCCAUCUUGUCAUUUAUUUAUACCAAUCAGUUACCUCCAGGCUUCAGUACAGACACUCUGAUUACACUUUGUGAAGUGUCUUCGACCUUAGAUAUUCCAUCUAUGAAACAAUAUGCAGUUCAUCGAUUAUUUUCUCUCUUGACUUAUGAAAAUGUUGUGGGUAUAUAUUUACGAGUACAAGAUCAAGAGGCAUUUGAGGAAAUAAAAGAUUAUUGUCUGAAAUACAUGGCCGCACAUUUAAAGGAAAUGGCCAAUGUUGCUAAUUUUGAAACGUUAUCCCAGAGUGUGCUAGUGAAAGUGGUACAAGAAGCUACAUCCAUGAUCAGUUUAGGUGAUGGUUUCUAAGUAAGAAGUUAAGACUGAAAGUGGGUGAUAAGAAUCUUUGAAUUUCAUUCUGCUAUUAGGUAGCUAAUUUUUAACUGUGAUAAAGCAUAAUACAUUAUAUUUAUUACAAAGCUUAUAUCAACUUUGUCAGUCUGUCUUGUCAAAAAUUUGUAACAGUACACAUUAUUUUUCUGACACCCAAUCUUGGAUCAAGCUGAUAUUUAGCACAAUUAUUUAUUUUACCUGACAACACAAUAAUCAAUAAAAACAAAUUACCAAUUAGUUAAUUAACUAUUGGUAGUAAAUUACUUUGUUUGGUAUCUCAAAAAAGGGAAGAAACAGUACAAGAUUGAAGUAGUGGUAUAAGCUGAAUUAGUCCCCUUUCCAAGGGAAAGAAAUAGUACUUGACUGAAAUGGUGGCAUAAGCUGAAUUUGGUCCCCUUUAAGGACUGUCAUCUGAGGCUUAUCACAAAUUUAAUUACAAGACUGAUUCAAACUAGAUCUAAUUGAUACACUGAAUAUAAGCUUUCUUUUUUUUAAUAAGUAUUUUUGUAUUAUUGUUUUUCUAUAUAUAAGCAUAACCUAUUAUAACUACAGUCACCAAUGUUUAUUUUAUAGAAUAUUUUAAAAUUAAUACAUUUUUCGUAUUAUUGGAUCCCCUGCAUUUUUUAAAAACAAAUAUUCUUAUUAUAAAUAAAUUGACUGAUGUUGAACUUGUAAACUCUACUUGGUGAUUGUUGAAUCUUGUUAUAGGCAUUUAUAUUUUUAAUGCAUAUUGCUUUUUAUACAAUAUAUCUUAAUGUUACCACCAAAGCUUGUAAACUGUCAUUGUACAUUACCUAGCUUAUCUGAAAAUUAACUUAUUUGCACCAUUAAUGUGCAGAAUCAUCAGUUUUUCCACAUUUUAUCUAGGUAAUGUGCACAUUAAUGGCUUCCUUAUUUAUUUAGUGUCUAAGUUGAGAAGUUUGUUUCUCUCAUAGUGUUUGCUCAAAAGCAGUUUCAGGUAUACAUUGUGGGAAAUCUUUGUUCACGUAAUUUAUAGAGAAAUAGAUCCUAAAGUGGAAGAGUAAGGUCAGAAUGAAUUUGGAACACCUGUAAUAAGAAUAAUGGUAUGUAUCAGAAAAUACAGUGUGAUGAGGCCAGAAAAGGCUUACAGAAGCAAGCAAAAACUUAAGUAGUUUCCAAUGUAAAGCCCCCAAAUGCUGAUGAAGCUAUCACUGUAAAAAUUAAAAUACCCGAAAUAGACUAAGCAAAAACUGAUAGCCGCUUGAUUUUAGUAGUUCUUAUUGAGGAUGGCUUUUAUUAACUUUGUGCUACAACUGCCAGCAGCACAGUGUUGUGGAGCACUAUAGAGCAGGACAAGACACACUGAAAGUCUCUGGUCAUCCACUGCACCCAAACUCAUCCCUGGACGUCUUGACCAAAUCUUGCUUUCCCGAAAAGGAUGGGCUUUAGGGCGAGAGAGUGAGGUUGAGGUGUUUCGCAAAUCCUCCUCACUUAAAUCCAUAUUCCAGCGCAGAAAAGCAAGGCUAAUGACACUAGCCCCAGCUGGAAUAACCUGCCCUGUGUGCAGCCGAACAUUCCAGGCUCACAUAGGUCUCGCCAGCCACAUGAGGAAGCACAAAUCCCAGUGCAAAGCCCUCAGCCACCUGGAUGAGAAAAGUGGUCAUCAUCAAACCACGAUGGACGAACUAUAUAUAGC